AUGUCUGGUAACUUCCUGGACCCCAAGGCCAUGCUGGACCCCCGUCAGCGCUCCCUCAGCGAGGCGGGCACCAUCUCCUCAGUCGGCGACACAACCAUUGUGCCCAGCAUUAACCAGCAAACUCCAGAUGAGAAGGGCAUCAAGUUUCCUCCUGUUCCCCCCUCCAACAACGCUCCCUUCUCCCAUACUCCAGAUGAACUUAACAAUCUACUUGACCCCAAAUCUCUGGACACACUUAGAAGUUUCGGUGGUCUACAGGGUCUGGCGCAAAGUCUCAAUGUGGACGUAAACGCCGGUCUCAGUGUGGAUGAACUCCAAACACAAAACGCUUCAUCCAAUGAAAGAAUCCGUAUCUACGGUCGCAACCAGCUCCCCGCCAAGAAACCAAAGUCUAUCUGGCGAUUAGCUUGGAUCACCUUCCAGGAAGCGGUCUUGGUUCUCUUGACGGUGGCUGGUACCAUCUCUCUCGCCCUUGGUCUCUAUGAGACAUUCGGAACGACCCAUGCGCCCGAUGACCCUACACCCGUUGAUUGGGUUGAGGGUGUUGCCAUUCUCGCUGCCGUUGCUAUCGUUGUGGUUGUUGCUUCGCAUAACGAUUGGCAGAAAGAAAAGGCCUUUGUCAAGCUCAACACCAAGAAGGAUGAUCGUGAGGUCAAGGUUCUUCGAUCUGGCAAGUCAAUGCUCAUCAAUGUCGCUGACAUCGUUGUUGGCGAUGUCUUGUACCUCGAGCCUGGUGACUUGAUUCCCGUUGACGGUAUCUUUAUCGAUGGACACAACGUCAAGUGCGACGAGUCUACUGCCACUGGCGAGUCUGACGCCCUGAAGAAGACGCCUGGUGCAAAGGCACUUACACCUGACCCCAAGAGCACCAAGGAAUCCGACCCUUUCAUCAUCUCCGGUUCAAGGGUUCUUGAGGGUAUGGGUACGUUCAUGUGUACUUCAGUCGGUGUGAACAGUAGCUUUGGUAAGAUCAUGAUGUCUGUCCGCACAGAUAUCGAGUCAACACCUCUUCAGAAGAAACUUGAGAAGCUAGCUGUUGCUAUUGCCCAGCUGGGUGGUGGUGCCUCAGUUCUCAUGUUCUUCAUCCUUCUUUUCCGCUUCUGUGCCAACCUUCCUGGUGAUGAUCGACCUGCUGAGGAGAAGGCCUCGACAUUUGUCGAUUUACUCGUCGUCGCUAUCGCUAUCAUUGCUGUCGCUGUUCCUGAGGGUCUUCCUCUUGCUGUCACACUUGCGCUUGCUUUCGCUACCACUCGUCUUCUGAAGGAGAACAACCUGGUUCGCGUCCUCCGAGCCUGUGAGACAAUGGGUAACGCUACUUGUAUUUGCUCCGACAAAACAGGAACUUUGACAACGAAUAAAAUGACCGUCACUGCUGGUCGUUUCGGCUCUUCCACCUUUACAUCCGAUAUUCCUUCUUGGGCCUCUGGUCUUCCCGCCGACACCAAGAAACUCAUCACCCAGUCUGUUGCCAUCAACUCCACUGCCUUCGAAGGUGAAGAAGAUGGUGUCGCCACCUUCAUCGGCUCCAAGACCGAGACCGCUCUGCUCCAACUCGCUAAGGACCAUCUCGGUAUGCAAUCUCUUGCCGAGGCACGCGCCAACGAAACCAUUGUCGUCAUCGAACCCUUCGACUCAGCCAGGAAGUACAUGACUGCUGUUAUCAAGACUCCCACUGGCUGCCGACUUCUGAUCAAGGGCGCUUCUGAGAUUGUCCUUGGAUAUUGCCAGACCCAAGUCGACCCUUCCAACGGUAACAUUGAUGAUUUGGAUCGCAAGGCUGCUGAGGGAGCUAUCAACGCUUUUGCUGAAAAGUCCCUUCGCACAAUCGGUAUGGCGUAUAAGGACUUUGCCGAAACUCCGGAUCUUGAGAACUUGACCGACUUGACCCUUCUUGGUAUUGUCGGCAUCCAAGACCCCGUUCGUACUGGUGUUCCCGAAGCUGUUCAGAACGCCCGUCGUGCUGGAGUCGUCACUCGCAUGGUUACAGGCGACAACAUCGUCACUGCACGUGCCAUCGCUACUGAGUGUGGUAUCUUCACUGAUGGUAUCGUCAUGGAAGGUCCCGAGUUCCGAAAGCUCUCCGAAGAAGAACUCGAUCGUGUCAUUCCUCGUCUGCAAGUCCUAGCCCGUUCAUCGCCCGACGACAAGCGCGUCUUGGUUACCCGUCUCAAGGUUCUCGGCGAGACUGUGGCUGUAACAGGUGACGGCACAAACGAUGCGCCUGCACUCAAGGCCGCAGAUAUCGGAUUCUCUAUGGGUAUUUCUGGCACUGAAGUUGCUAAGGAGGCUUCUGAGAUUAUCCUCAUGGACGACAACUUUGCUUCGAUUAUCACUGCUUUGAAGUGGGGACGUGCUGUCAACGAUGCCGUGCAGAAGUUCCUCCAGUUUCAGAUCACUGUCAACAUUACCGCUGUCAUCCUUUCCUUUGUUACUUCCAUGUACAACGACGAUAUGGAGCCUGUGCUUAAGGCUGUGCAGCUUCUAUGGAUCAACCUGAUCAUGGACACUAUGGCUGCUCUCGCUCUCGCCACCGAUCCUCCUACCGAUGCCAUCCUCGACCGCCCUCCUCAGCCCAAGUCCGCGCCACUCAUCACCAUGAACAUGUGGAAGAUGAUCAUUGGCCAGUCCAUCUUCCAGCUGGUCGUCGUUCUCGUUCUCUACUUCGCCGGUGGUGCCAUCCUCAACUACGACACGAGCAUCGAGAGCGAGAAGCUCCAACUCGACACCAUCAUCUUCAAUGUCUUUGUCUGGAUGCAAAUCUUCAACGAACUCAACUGCAGACGUCUUGACAACAAGUUCAAUGUUUUUGUCGGCAUCCACCGCAACCUGUUCUUCAUCUUCAUCAACUGCAUCAUGAUCGGACUCCAGAUCGCUAUCGUCUUUGUCGGUAACCGCGUUUUCGAUAUCGAUCCCAAUGGUCUUGACGGUGUUCAGUGGGCGAUCUCGAUCAUUAUCGCUGCUUUCAGUCUGCCGUGGGGAGUACUGGUCAGGAUCUUUCCGGAUGAGUGGUUUGCCAAGGUGGUUUACUUUGUUGCACCACCUUUCGUUGCUGCGUAUGGCUGGUUCUCCAACAUUUGGGGCAAGUUUGCUAGACUAUUUAAGAAGUCUAAGAAGACGGACAGUGACAGCGAUGAAUCUUCUAUGGAGGGUGGCAAGGAGAAGUCGUCAACAUCAGGUCCGAUGAUUGUUGAGCCCUAG
Molecule: messenger RNA, 3198 nt
Organism: Fusarium poae
Lineage: Eukaryota; Fungi; Ascomycota; Sordariomycetes; Hypocreales; Nectriaceae
Exons: 4
Coding region: 1-3198 (1065 amino acids)
Biological process (GO): calcium ion transmembrane transport; intracellular calcium ion homeostasis
Cellular component (GO): membrane; intracellular membrane-bounded organelle
Molecular function (GO): ATP hydrolysis activity; P-type calcium transporter activity; ATP binding
Source: RefSeq, a predicted model, not a curated record